Spirometra erinaceieuropaei is the source of this 1298-nucleotide messenger RNA. The record is from the annotation of a GenBank genome assembly. Lineage: Eukaryota; Metazoa; Platyhelminthes; Cestoda; Diphyllobothriidea; Diphyllobothriidae.
AUGCGGGCCAAUACAACUGCUGAUCCCCAAUUUUGGCGUGAACCGGCCAACGACGUCUUCUCCAAACCCAACCCAGACCUCUCUGGAACAGUUAGUACUGAACGACAUAUCAUUAUUUGCCUAACAAGUCUUCAGAAAUGGUAAGAUAAUAGGACCCGACCAUAUAGUGUUCGGGACGUAAUUAGGCAUGCACCCAGAAAUAAGACGUUUGCCACGCACAUUUGCAAAGAUCGACAAAAGUCAAGUAAUCCGUCUCCAAGGUGUUCUCCGAAGAACUAUUCAUAAAACCAAAGAGGUCGAAAAACUGAAAUCAUUUGGGUAAUUAACCGUGAACCACAGCCCUGAUGAGCCCGAAAUGUGAACACCUUUAGUAAUAUUUUACUAGGCUGAAAUCCGGGAGGGAAGGGUAACGACCGUCGAAUAUCCGGAAGGUCGACUGUUUGCGAUGGCGGAGCUGUUUCUGGAUUCUGCCAUUCGGUUCUGGGUUUUUCUGCCUAUAGUAAUAAUUACAUUUUUGUUUGGAGUGAUUCGACACUAUCUAAUGAUUACACUUACUUCCAACAAGAAGUCUGAUCUUCAGGGCGUGUCGGACAGGUAAAUAUGCGUUUACCUGAUUGUCCCAGUCACGCGCUCAUUCGGAGCCGACUAUUGAGAGAAAAUGGAAACUUUAUUACGCGCAACGUAUGAUUCGUUAAAAAUUUACUCUUUUGCUAGGGAUUUAAAAUGAGAAAACACUUUUUCAACGACAAAGAAGUAGGCUAUUUCAAGGUUCAAAAGCGCGAGAACGCAAUAAAAAACCCGAUUUCCGGUACGUCAAUGGAUUUUCGUCAUGUGUUUUAAAAAGACCCUACGAUGCUUACUGACAUGCUAAAGGGAAAUAUUCUCAACGUAAUGCCAAUGUUAGUAAUUGGCGGCUGGAUAAAUUGGGCAUUUUCGGGAUUUUUGACGACAAAAGUGCCAUUUCCACUUACGCAUAGAUUCAAACCUAUGUUGCAACGUGGGUGUGAGACUCUUGUGUCGUUGGAUGCGUCUUGGUAAGUUGCUUAAGAUUCUAGUUUUGCCUUAGGGUGAGCUCCGCGUCCUGGUAUUUUCUGAACAUAUUUGGACUACGUAGCUUGCACGGUCUUGUCUUGGGAUCUGACAAUGCUGCGGACCAAACUACCAUGAUGCAGGAACAGGUUAUGGCGCCUACCCAAGCUCCACCAGACAUGCAGAAAGCUUUCAAGUCCGAGUGGGAAGCGGUCGAAGUCGUUGAACAUAAUUGGGCACUUAAAUGUUGUGAAAAAAAACUCUUGUGA